This is a messenger RNA of Desarmillaria tabescens, 1346 nucleotides long. RefSeq lists its product as uncharacterized. Gene Ontology annotation, cellular component: intracellular anatomical structure. The coding region runs from base 277 to 1188 and encodes 303 amino acids. Gene Ontology annotation, molecular function: transaldolase activity. Lineage: Eukaryota; Fungi; Basidiomycota; Agaricomycetes; Agaricales; Physalacriaceae. The transcript has 5 exons. The record is from RefSeq and is a predicted model, not a curated record. Gene Ontology annotation, biological process: pentose-phosphate shunt, non-oxidative branch; carbohydrate metabolic process.
ACGCUUCCGUCGUACGUUACAGCUCGCGGAGAUGGUAUUAGUCGGUUUUAAUAUGUCCAGUUGCCUUCAAUGUGUUGGAACUGGUAUGUUGGACGGUAGAAACGCUGUUGAUAUCUGGUCCUAUGCAAGUAUACCGGCCCGAAUAUCUAACAUUCCUCAUGCUCUUAACCCCGGUUUUCAAGAUUUCGCCCCGGCCUUGACACAACCAUAAGACUUAUCAAAUCUGAAGGAAAAUAGAGUAACGACUUCUCACCCAGAAAUUGUCAGUUUUCCACGAUGACCACUCUCCUCGACCAAGUACGCGCGCUUCUCACUGUCGACGUCGACUCCAUGAAUCCAACCGUGGCGAAUCGGCACACCAGCGAUAGCGUCAAAUUCGUAGACAUGACUUCGAAUCAGGCGAUUGUAGCCGGAACUGCGACCCCAGAACUACUCGCAGAAGCGGUGAAAGUAAGCGGCGGUGGGAGCGUGGAACGAGUAUUGGAUGUUUUGACCGUCCUUCUAGCGAAACGAGUACUUCCAUAUCUCUCCGGGAAUGUGCACGCUCAAACAAGCCCUAGUGUUGGCUAUAGUGUGGAGGGAACCGUAAGCGAAGCACGAAGAAUCGUUGCAACAUUCGAGGAGCUAGGUGUUCCACGAGCGAGAGUUUGCAUAAAAAUACCAAUUACACCCGAGGGAGCACAGGCAUGCAAAAUCCUUCAAGAUGAUGGUAUCCAGACCCUUGGAACAUGUAUCUUCGGGGUGGAGCAAGCCGUCGCAGCAAGUUUGGCAGGCUGUGUGUACCUCGCACCGUACUUCAAUGAACUGCGUGUGCAUUUCCAAGAAGGACUAUGGAAAGCAUACAAAGUGGGCGUGAAGGGGGAGGAGCAUCCAAUGAUUGAUGUGGUACGGGCGAUCGUAAUGGUUUAUAAAACUAAGGGAACCAAGACCAAAGUCAUGCCAGCGAGUAUUGUUACUGCUCAAGAAGUGAUCGCACUCGCAUCUCUGCAGCCCGACCACAUGACUUUGUCGGGUGCCGUACUCGAUGAACUGGCUAGCCUUCCUCCGGUACCCGUCGACCACUUCGAUGAUCUUAUGAAACGCGAAUUGACAGUCGAGGAGUUAAAAAGUGCGUAUGUCGCUGUCCUGUGGGACUAUCCUAACCGCAUAUACAGCUAUCGAACGAGAUUACUUAGCAGACGGCAGUAAGUUGUUGAGGGAGGCAUUUGAUAGGAAUGCGGAAACGGCGAGAAAAAUGAAAGAUGCACUGUCCAUCUUUGCGGACUGCGAGCAAAGGACAAAGACCAGCAUCAAGGCGCUUUUGGUGUAAUUGCGUUUUCAAGGGCAGGAAUGAUAUGCUUCGUGAA